Molecule: messenger RNA, 2145 nt
Organism: Patella vulgata (common limpet)
Lineage: Eukaryota; Metazoa; Mollusca; Gastropoda; Patellidae
Product: carcinoembryonic antigen-related cell adhesion molecule 1
Exons: 8
Coding region: 37-1971 (644 amino acids)
Biological process (GO): cell-cell adhesion
Cellular component (GO): cell-cell junction
Molecular function (GO): cell adhesion molecule binding
Source: RefSeq, a predicted model, not a curated record
AGUAUAAGAAAGCAUCAAGUUAUAGUAUGUGUUAAUAUGAUCAUGAUGAUGUCUUGUGUUGAGAUACGAGUUGCUUCAAUUCUACUAUUGUGUGCAUAUUUAAAUACACAGGGCGCACUAGCGCAACCCCUACCCGUCGAACAAGAUGUGGGGAUCAAACUAUCCAGGCAAGAUUUUAAAAGAUUUCGACUUCUUCCAGCAAAAAGGAUGCCAGUAGAAAAUUACACGCUAAUAUGUGAUACAUAUGGAAGUAGAUAUCCAAGUACCUUCGACUUUAUUAACAAUGGAGUGUCGUUUUGUACGAUGAACCGCACGAGAGGCAAAUGGGGGGGCGAGACUCAGCUUCUCAGCGCAUAUGAUUGGUUAAGAAACAAAUGUGGGACUAACGGCUAUAAUAACAGAUUUUUGUACCUCAAUACGGACAAGGAUACAAGCAAAAUGAUAUGUAAGAGGUCGGAAGAUAAUGUUCAACUUCCUCUAUAUUCCCAACGAAUAAACCCAAGACCAUUGGAACAUGGCGGGCGUCGGAAAGUAAUGUGCGAUACAAAUGAGAGUCAAUAUCCCCAAUGGUUUACAUUUUAUAAAGUUGAUAAAAAUGGAAACACAACUAUAAUUUGUAUAAUUGAUCAUCAGAUCGAUAAUUGUAUAACCAGAAAUAAACCCUUACUUUAUGGAUCGACGUAUAUGUGUGGAUGUUUAAAUAACACACGAUUUAUCUAUUUGAACAUCACGGAUGGUACUGACAAGAUCAUAUGUAAAAGGCAAAGUGACGAUAAACAACUUCCUGUAUAUUAUGGUCCAGAUGAUGUCCAACUAGUAGCUCACCGCAGUAUGGAUUUCGGCAUCCGGUACUACACGGGUAGUUCAAAGUUGGAGGCAAUUGAAGGGGAAACCGUGUUAGUGACGUGUAGAGCCAAUUGUAACCCAGCUUGUAGUGUAAACCUCUACUUAGGGGCUAUUGAAGAUGAACGACUCUUGUCCACCGAUGGUAACUACCCCUUUAUCAAUGUCACUAGAGAUUUAGAUGGGACUCGUAUUUUCUGUAAAGUUAAACGUCGUGAUGAGAGUGCUUACUCGGUGACAAAGGAGAUGAACGUGACUAUCGCAUAUGGACCCAAGUUUAUAAAAUUGAACACGGAAAAGAUUACAACGGUUAUUGAAGGCAAGGAUUUAAGUGUUACCUGUACCAGUGAUUGUAACCCGCCAUGCAACUUUAAAUGGUUUGAUAUAACCAGAGGACCUAGAUAUAACACCCGUCUGACUAGUGGUGGAACCCUUACUAUGCUGAAUAUCAGCACAAAUAUGACGGGGAAAUAUGUCUGUCGAGCUAGAAAUGCCGUUUAUCACAAUUCCAACAUGAUGCUCUUGAUAGUUAAUCAUGCACCGAUAGUCUCUAUAACAUCUGAUGCCAUCAACAAUAUAGUUUCGGAAAAUUCGAGCGUUACUUUGACUUGCUCUGUUGACAGUUCACUAUCUUCCAACAUAUCCUGGUCCAGAUCUCAACAAGGAUACCUUUCAUCUGAGGCUUCACUAUUUAUACCCGUAGCAACUUGUGCACAUACAGAUAAUUAUACAUGUACUGUUAAAAAUGGAAUUGGUUCAUCUGUAUCCAGAACAAUCUCUUUAAAUAUUAAAUGCCUUCCUAGAAUGGACAAGGAAAAGAACAAAGAUACAAAGGUUGACAAGAUAACUGCUAGGAUCGGACAAACAGCUGAAUUAUCAAUACAUCUUCUUGUUGGUCCCCCUGCUAGAUUUACAUGGUAUCGCCAAUAUUCUAAUAGAAUAAAGGAACAGGUUACAGAUUUUUGGACCAAACAAAAUGACACGGCCUUUUCGUCCAUAUUAAGGAUCGAAGAGGUUACAGCACUAGACUUCGGCUAUUAUAAGGUAUAUGUUCGGAAUUGUUUUGGUGUUCGAUCACGUUUGUUUGAGCUCAAUCCCGCGCGGCAUAGUUCAGUAUUGGAAAAUUAAAAUACAAGAUGUACAUAGGCCAUCUAUUAAUAUCGCUACUGGAAAUUUUAGGGAUAAUACGGUCGUGGCUCUCUUACAGAGCUGCUUUCAUCCAUUUCCAAUCUAUUACUAGUGAUAUUUAAUUUAGUUGUUAUUAAUUUGUAUUUAUGGGGAAAUAAAAUAUAUAAAUUUUCA